Molecule: messenger RNA, 315 nt
Organism: Echinostoma caproni
Lineage: Eukaryota; Metazoa; Platyhelminthes; Trematoda; Plagiorchiida; Echinostomatidae
Source: the annotation of a GenBank genome assembly
AUGCAAAAUCAAUCGGUCCUAUUUUUGACGUUGGGCGGCCGACAGCUGAUGAAGAAUGUAGCGUUCCUGAAUGUUCCUGUUGAAUUGCCGUUCGAGGAGUUGAAAUCCUUACUGAUGGGCCACAUUUUCCCAGUGGGUUUCUGGGCCACUGAACGGGCCAAAUUCAACUCAAUGAUUACAGCUGCCAACAUUCCGUGCCGUGAGUUCAUUCUCCAGUUGAACAAACAGGCGUCAAAAUGCAACUAUGGUGACCGAUUGGAAGAAAAACUUUAUGAUCGUCUCAUUGCUGGAAUCAAUAUCUCACUGCAAAGUUAG